GUACUCUUUGCUACAUUUUGUACUUGUCUCCCGUGCGUUUGUAUGAAAAUGUGCUAUGCUAAGAAGCUGGAACUUUUAGUGAAAGUGACUGUAGCACUGUCCUUUAAAACCGUGGAUGAAACCUCGGAAAGGACCGAAAUAGAGGUCACUUGGCGCCCCCUUUCGUUAAGUUAUCAAACAACAAGGAAAUGCUAGAUUCUUUCUUAAUACAUUCUUCAUGUACAGAUAGACAUUAAAUAACUCCUCCGCGAAUCUCUUGCGUAAAACCUGUACUCUAUAAGGCAUGACGUAUCAGACACUUUGAGCGGAAGAUCCGGCUGUGUGUGUGAAUACAGGCUGUGAGCGUAACGUUAAACGGUGUCAAAUCCAGUUGGAUGCUAGCCGGCUAGCCAGCUGGAGCAGAGAGCUGCGGAGCGGCGAAGGAGCCAGAUCAGAUCCGUGCUGUAGAGCUGAAAUGAUGGAUCGCUGCUUGUGAACAGUCAGGAUGAGGAGCCGUAGUAAUUCAGGAGUGAGGCUGGAUGGCUAUGCAAGGCUGGUACACGAGACUAUCCUGUGUCAUCAGAGCCCAGUGACAGGACUUCUGCCAGCCAGUACUCAGAAAAAGGAUGCCUGGGUGAGGGACAAUGUGUACAGUGUCCUGGCUGUGUGGGGGCUGGGCAUGGCGUACCGCAAGAAUGCAGACCGAGAUGAAGAUAAGGCCAAGGCUUAUGAACUGGAGCAGAGUGUGGUGAAACUGAUGCAGGGGCUUCUGCAGUGCAUGAUGAGACAGGUGGCCAAGGUGGAGAGGUUCAAACAAACCCAAAGUACAAAGGAUUGCUUGCAUGCGAAAUACGAUACUUCGACCUGUGCCACGGUGGUCGGGGACGAUCAGUGGGGCCAUCUGCAGGUUGAUGCCACCUCAAUUUACCUGCUGAUGCUGGCACAGAUGACUGCCUCAGGUCUUCGUAUCAUCUCAAACCUGGAUGAGGUAGCCUUUAUUCAAAACUUGGUCUUCUAUAUAGAGGCUGCGUACAAGGUGGCGGAUUAUGGGAUGUGGGAGCGAGGUGACAAGACCAACCUGGGUAUCCCCGAGCUCAAUGGCAGCUCUAUAGGAAUGGCUAAGGCUGCUCUGGAGGCUAUAGAUGAGCUGGAUCUUUUUGGUGCCCAUGGAGGGCCCAAGUCAGUCAUCCAUGUUUUGCCUGAUGAAGUGGAGCAUUGUCAGUCCAUCCUGUGCUCCAUGCUGCCAAGAGCUUCAACUUCAAAGGAGAUUGAUGCUGGUCUGUUGUCUGUCAUUUCCUUCCCUGCUUUUGCUGUUGAGAAUGCUGACCUGGUGGCCAUCACUAAGUCAGAAAUCAUAAGCAAACUGCAGGGUCGCUACGGCUGCUGCCGCUUCAUCAGAGACGGAUAUCUCUGUCCUAAAGAGGAUCCAUCUCGUCUGCACUAUGAUCCUGUGGAGCUCAAGCUCUUUGAGAAUAUUGAAUGUGAAUGGCCUGUGUUCUGGACUUAUCUCAUCCUGGAUGGUAUCUUUACUGGAGACCAAGUGCAGGUGGAGGAAUACCGUGAGGCACUGGACGGCAUUUUGAUCAGAGGGAGGAACGGCAUCAAACUCGUGCCUGAACUUUAUUCUGUACCACGUGACAAGGUAGAGGAGGAGUACAGGAAUCCUCACACUGUGGACAGAGUGGCCAUGGGCCAGCUGCCGCACAUGUGGGGGCAGUCACUCUACAUCUUGGGCUGUCUUCUAGCUGAGGGGUUUUUAGCACCAGGAGAGAUAGAUCCACUCAACAGGAGAUUCUCUACAAAUGUCAAGCCAGAUAUUGUGGUACAAGUUUGUGUUCUUGCAGAAUCAGAGGAGAUCAAGGAGUUGUUAAAUGAUCAUGGAUUCAUGGUCCAGACAAUGUCAGAGGUUCUGCCUAUCAGGGUCAUGCCCGCUCGCAUCCUGAGCCACGUUUAUGUUAGACUGGGUAACUGCAAGAAACUGAAUUUAAGUGGGAGGCCCUAUAGACACAUUGGAGUUCUUGGAACAUCCAAAUUCUACGAGAUCAGAAAUCAUUUGUAUACAUUCACCCCUCAGUUUGUGGAUCAGUACCAUUUCUACCUGGCACUGGAUAACCAGAUGAUUGUGGAGAUGUUACGAACAGAGCUGGCCUAUCUCUCCUCUUGCUGGAGGAUGAUAGGACGACCCACACUCACUUUCCCCAUUACCCGCAGCAUGCUGGUUGAAGAUGGAGAUGCAAUUGAUCCAUGUAUCCUAGCAACCCUCAGGAAACUACAGGAUGGCUAUUUUGCUGGAGCGAGGGUGCAGAUGUCAGAUCUCUCCAGUUUCCAGACCACUUCAUUCCACACUCACCUCAGCUUUCUGGAUGAAGAGAAUGAUGACAACUUCUUUGAGGAUGAGGAUGAGGAGGCUAUUGAGGAAAAUGGAGAGGAAUGCAAUAAAUUUGAGCCCUCAGAGGGCUCAGAAGACAUGUUUGACCAGUACCUCACCCAGCUCCUCCAUAGCACUACCACCACAUGUCAUCUUCCUCCCAUCCAGAGGGGGCAGCACCAUGUCUUCAGUGCUGAACACUCUACAAGAGACAUCCUGUCACUUAUGGCUCAGGUUAAGGGCCUGAAUAUGCCAAGGUCUUCCAUGUAUCUGCCUGUGGCUCCUGUCAUGAGCAGACACCGCAGAACUCUGAACCUUCUUGAUGUGAAUCAUCCUCAGCAUGGCCCACAAGCAAAGCAGCACAAGCCCCACAGUGCUGAUGACCUGCACCUGCCUCGAGACUCACGCACGGCGCGGUUAAAGCAGCUGAAAGAGUGCCCCACUCUGCAGGACCAGGCUGACAUCCUCUACAUUCUCUACAUAAUGAAAGGAGCUGAUUGGCUGGUGGAGUUGUCAGGUCCUGGGAAGGGAGGAGUCAGCGUGCGAUCACUGUUGGAGGAGCUAUAUGUUCAAGCUGGAGUCUCCAAAGAGUGGGGACUCAUCAGAUACAUUUCUGGAAUGCUACGCAAGAGAGUGGAGGUCCUCGCUGAAGCCUGCACAGAUCUUAUUUCCCAUCACAAGCAACUGACUGUAGGGCUACCUCCUGAACCCAGGGAACGGUUUCUUUUUAGGCCACUGCCUCCCGAGGAGUUGAACACCCUCAUCUAUGAAGCCAGUGGUCAGGACAUCAGUAUAGCUGUACUCACUCAGGAAAUCAUGGUCUAUCUAGCUAUGUACGUGCGCUCCCAGCCUGCCCUGUUUGGGGAUAUGCUCCGACUCAGGAUAGGACUCAUCAUGCAAGUGAUGGCCACUGAGCUGGCUCGCAGCCUGCACUGUUCUGGUGAGGAGGCAUCUGAGAGUUUGAUGAGCCUGAGCCCAUUCAGCAUGAAGAGCCUUCUGCAUCACAUCCUCAGUGGCAAAGAGUUUGGGGUGGAGAGGAGCAUGCGUCCAAUCCAGUCAAUAGCAACUAGUCCUACCAUCUCCAUCCGUGAACUAGGCCACACUGGAGCCACCAAGAAUGAACGAACAGGAUUACACAAGCUGAAGAGUGACAUAAAACAGCGUUGCAGCAGCCCCUCCACCCCCAGCGGGGUGCUGUCCCCAGUGGGCACUGGCCCAGGAGAUGGACAGCUGCACUGGGAGGAGAGACAAGGCCAGUGGCUGAGGAGACGCAGACUGGAUGGCGCUAUCAACAGAGUACCAAUGGGCUUCUACCAGAAGGUCUAUAAAAUCCUGCAAAAGUGCCACGGCCUGUCUAUUGAUGGAUAUGUUUUGCCUUCUUCCAGCACAAGAGAGAUGACAGCAGGAGAGAUCAAGUUUGCAGUGCAGGUGGAGUCUGUCCUGUACCACGUCCCCCAGCCAGAGUACCGACAGCUGUUAGUGGAGGCUUUGAUGGUUCUAGGCAUGGUAGCUGAUGUAGAAGUGGACAGCAUUGGUGGGAUUAUCCAUGUGGACCGUAUCCUGCAUCUGGCUAAUGACCUCUUCCUCAGCGACCAGAAAUCCCACAGUGCCAGUGAUUAUUUCCUUGAGAGGGAUCCAGCAACCGGAAUCUGCCACUUUUUCUAUGAUAGUGCCCCCAGUGGCAGCUAUGGCACCUUGACUUAUCUGUCCAAGGCGGUCAUCACUUAUGUUCAGGACUUCCUGCCCAGUUCUGGCUGCCUGAUGCAGUGAAAAAGCGGAGUAGUGUGUCUUGCUAGCACCUGAAGAGAUGUGCUUUAUAACUAAAAGAUCAACUGGUCCAAGGCGGCAAAGCCUGUCAUUAUCAGCUCUUAGAGGUCAUGUAAGUAUUUGCUCAAUAAAUAAUACGUUUUAGCUCUAAUAUAUUGAUGUAAGGAAGCUGAUAUUAUAAGAACCUGUUUCUUUGUGAGUCUUGUCUGUAAACCUAUUUAUUAUUUAAAUAUACUGUUCAUAUAUACUGUAUGGUUAUGGGACUGAAAAAAGUAUUUUAUUUAAAGUGAAACUUGAACAGAAAACAAACACAUCUGCGCUCUUGGUAUCAUGUGACAAUAUUAAUUAACAGUUGUCUGCUUUUAAUUGAGCAUGUCAUGUAAUGAUUCUACUGACUCAAGCAGUUAACAGAGCAACAAUUUUAUCAUGACUAUUACUGCUGUUGAUAUUGUUACUGGAUCCACCAUUAUAAUUCUUAUUUUAUACUAUUGCUACUCUGUAAUUUAACAUAUGUGACACCUACUGUAUCAACCAUCAGCAACAAAUUAGUACAGUGUAGACAAUGACAAUAUAGGAAUUAAUGUAUUAGUACUACUGUUUUUAUUUGUUGUUGCCCACUUGACAUUCACCACCAACUGCUAGUAUAUUCUUGUGAUCCGUUAUAUCAUCAUUAUAGUGGUUAUCUUAUUACUGUAUCCAUUAUUAAUAUAAUAUAUAUAUAUGGAUGCCCAGCUAUGAAUGUAUUAGCCACUGCAACAUUAAACUAUAAUAUUA
Monopterus albus (swamp eel) is the source of this 4888-nucleotide messenger RNA. RefSeq names its product phosphorylase b kinase regulatory subunit alpha, liver isoform-like. The record is from RefSeq and is a predicted model, not a curated record. Gene Ontology annotation, molecular function: calmodulin binding. Gene Ontology annotation, biological process: glycogen metabolic process. NCBI's taxonomy places the organism in Eukaryota, Metazoa, Chordata, Actinopteri, Synbranchiformes, Synbranchidae. Gene Ontology annotation, cellular component: phosphorylase kinase complex.